CACUGGAGUAGCGUGGGUCGGGUCGGGCUGGCUGAGGCCGUGCGGUGGCUGUGGUUGUGGCGCAGGCCAGGGAUGCCUUCGCCGUAUCGACGUGCCGGUCUUGGGUUGUGGCCGAAGGAUGGCGAAUGUGCGGGUGGCAAUGAGGGUUCGGCCUCUCAGCAAGAGGGAGAUCAAAGAAGGAGGAAGAAUCAUUGUGGAAAUUGACAACAAAGUGGCAAAAAUCAGGAAUUUAAAGAUCGACAGUCAAGCAGAGAGCUUUGGAGACUCCCGGGAGAAGGUUGUAGCAUUUGGCUUUGAUUACUGCUAUUGGUCAGUCAACUCAGAGGACCCUGGGUAUGCUUCUCAGGAAACGGUGUUCCAGGACUUGGGGACUGAAGUACUUUCUGGAGCUGCCAAAGGCUACAACAUAUGCCUCUUUGCCUAUGGGCAGACAGGCUCUGGGAAGACAUACACCAUGCUGGGGACUCCAGCCUCUGUUGGACUGACUCCACGGAUAUGUGAGGGUCUCUUCAUCAGAGAGGAAGACUGUGCCUCACUGCCUUCUUCCUGUAGGAUAAAAGUAAGCUUCCUAGAAAUCUACAAUGAACGGGUGAGAGAUCUUUUGAAGCAAUCCCAUCAAAAAAAGUCCUAUGCCCUGAGGGUCAGGGAGCACCCAAAAAUGGGUCCCUAUGUACAAGGUCUUUCUCAACAUGUGGUUACCAACUAUCAGCAAGUUAUCAAGCUCUUAGAAGAGGGAAUAGCAAACAGAAUCACAGCAGCCACUCAUGUUCAUGAGGCCAGCAGCAGAUCCCACGCCAUUUUCACUAUCCACUACACACAGGCAGUCCUACAGAACAACCUCCCCUCUGAAAUUGCUAGCAAGAUCAACCUUGUGGACCUAGCAGGCAGUGAAAGAGCAGAUCCCAGUUACUGUAAGGACCGGAUUAUUGAAGGAGCCAACAUCAACAAGUCCCUUGUGACUCUGGGAAUUGUCAUCUCUACCUUAGCCCAGAACUCCCGAGUGUUUAGUAGCUGCCAGAGCCUCAGUAGUACAGCCAGCAGUGGUGGCGACAGUGGGAUUCCUAGCACGGCUUCUGGGACCAGCAGUGGAGAGGGACCUUCCCGGAGGCAGUCUUACAUCCCAUAUCGGGACUCUGUGUUGACUUGGCUGCUGAAGGACAGCCUUGGAGGCAACUCCAAAACUAUCAUGGUUGCCACUGUGUCUCCUGCACAUACUAGCUACAGCGAGACCAUGAACACACUGAGAUAUGCAUCCAAUGCCAAAAACAUUAUGAACAAGCCACGGGUAAAUGAGGAUGCAAAUGUGAAGCUCAUCAGAGAACUCAGAGAGGAGAUUGAGAGACUGAAAGCUAUGCUGCUGAGCUUUGAGCUGAGGAACUUCAGUUCAUUAAGUGAUGAAAAGGAUGAAAAUCUGAAGGAAAUAGUCCUCCAAAAUGAAUUGAAGAUAGACCAGCUGACUAAAGACUGGGCUCAGAGGUGGAAUGACUGGCAGGUCCUCAUGGAGCAUUACCAUGUGGACAUCAACAAGAGGAAAGCUGGAGUGAUCAUCGACUCUAGCCUGCCACACCUGAUGGCCUUGGAGGAUGAUAUGCUCAGCACAAGAGUUGUGCUUUAUCACCUCAAGGAAGGGACAACAAAAAUAGGAAGGAUUGAUUCAGACCAAGAACAGGACAUUGUCCUUCAGGGUCAGUGGAUUGAGAGAGACCACUGCACAAUCACUAGCACCUGCGGGGUAGUCAUUCUCCGGCCUACCCAAGGGGCACGCUGCACAGUCAAUGGCCGUGAGGUCACUGCUUCCUGCCGUCUGACCCAAGGAGCUGUCAUAACACUGGGGAAAGCACAGAAGUUCCGAUUCAAUCACCCAGCUGAAGCUGCUGUCCUGAGGCAGCAAAGGCAGGUUGGAGAGGCUGUUGGCAGCAGUGGCUCUUUGGAAUGGCUAAACUUGGAUGGAGAUGUCACUGCCUCACAACUGGGCCUCUGCCCUGUGCUUUGGAAGGAAAGGAAAGUGCCAGAAGAGCAGAGCAAGAAGGACCACCAACCAUCAGGGAAUGGCGUGAUAUCCCACAGAGCACAAAUUGAGCAACAACAGUGCUUUGUGGAAGAGUUGAGGCACCAAAUCCUAGAAGGACAGAUUAGAGCUCAGAACAAACUGGAAUUUGACCAGGCGCACCUCAGUCGGCAGAUAAAAGACAACCAGCAGUGGCUACUCAGAGAAGAGACCUGGCUUUCCAACUUACAGGAGCAGCAGCAAGAAGACGACUGUGGAGAAGAGAAAGAACUUGAGGCCCCUGUGGCACCUGAUGCUUGGCUUCCAACAGCUUUUGAGACUAUACCGUCCUCGCUCGUCAGAAGCCAGAAGAGGGUGGAGCAGCUGCAGCUCUUACGGAGACAUACUCUUCGGGCAGCAGAGCAGAACAUCUGGAGAAAAAGGGUCUCAUUCCGGUUAGAGAGAAUUAUCAAGAAGCAGAGGCUGCUGGAGGCCCACAGGAGACUGGAGCAGCUCAGGGCAUUCUACUGGCUCCAGGAUGACAGUACCUUAAAGUCACCAAGCCAGGUCCCCAGCUCUAUUGCUCCAGGCUCAGGGCCUCCUCAACGUAGAAGCAGAUGGAGAACUUGCAGCCCUCUGAGCCUCCAAAGACUCUGCAGCCAGCACUUGCCCCAGCUACACAGUGCCUUCCUGAACCAGGAUCCUUCUUCUAUGUCACCACCUGUGCCUGACCCUACUCACCAAAUACCAAAAGAAACCUCAUCAGCAGAUUCUGUUCCUCAGGCUGCUGCUUACCCACCAAGAACAGGGUGUCUGGACAGGAACAGCCUCUAUCCAUUGAGCUGGAGGAAGCUCUAUCCAGCCAGGGGAGUUUUGGCUGGGAAGACAGUCUCUACCCUAGGCACCUCUCUCCUGUUGAGCUGCAAGUUUGUCAAUAACAAGGAAAUUGAAUCAGGGGGUAAGCAACCCUGUCAGAUGGCAUCCGAGGGCUUAGUCACUCCCUGCCAGUCAACUAAGAAGCUAAAGCCAAGGGAUGGUUCAAGGACCUUCAUCCCUACUGCCCAGACCAAAAGGGCUAAAGGACUAUCAGCCUCUGGCAACACACAAGCUUGGUGGCAAAAAGAAGGGAGCCAUAGGACCUACAAGGCUACAAAGGGAGCCAGCUGCUACUUCACUUAUUCCAGUGGACACAAGAAAACAGCCGGGCAUGGAAAAGCAGCCAAGACUUUUCAGGCAGAAUCCAAAGCACCACCUCCAAACAGGGCAUCAAAAAAGCAUCAGAGGGUGCUGACAGCUAGGGUCAGAGACAUUGCCAAAAAGUUCUCUCAUUUGCCUCAUGGCAGUCCUUUGAAAAGAUAUAGUAUAAGGGAUCUAGACACCAUAGCCUCUCUCACAGAUUCCAGCCCUACAGUAGAUCAUGCAAGGAAAAAAGACAAUAAUUUAUCUGCUAAAACAGAUAGUAAUUACUCAGUGGAUUCUCUCUCUUAUGUAUAUGCCAAAGGCCCAAAGGAGCUUCUGAAGUCAGAGAACCUUCAGGGAAAGUGGGCUCCUCAAGAGCCAGAGAACUCUAAAAGUGACAAUAGCCAAAUAUCUGAGGAUUCACUUGCUGACAAGGGGCACCAAAGCCCCAAAGAAAGCUCAUGGGGAGAUCAUCCCACCAAUGACCAUGGCCGUCCAAAGACCAGAACUUCAGCAUUUGUGAGGGGCCUCUCCAUGCCCUCAAAUAGUGGCCUACAUACUCAAGCUCAUAGGAGUUUUUCCCUGGAUAGCCUGAUCGAUGCUGAGGAAGAAUUGGACGAAGAUCAGCAAGAGGAGCCUUUUCUUGGUUCAGCUGAUGAGAUGCCUACAGAGACUUUUUGGCACCUGCAGAAUACUACCCUGCCCGCAAUGGACCAGGAGGCAACAUGCAGGCCUGGCCGCAUCAACCAUAGAAUAGGAGUUAGGUUGAAUGCCUUUCUGCCAAUGAGCAAUUCAUUUUACCUUGGUCCUCAGUUCCAGCCCUGUGGUAAGCAGCCUGAGUCAGAAGUGGAGAUAAGCUACUCUGAACGACCCAGCUCUCUCUCUCAGCUUACAAGAGAGAGCCCACUGGUGUCUGUUGAUUCUUGGUUUUCUUGUGACUCUAAGAUACUUCCUGGUAGCCCCCCGGGAAUUGUUGAUUCUUCAUGUCCAAGUCCUGAUGUCCAUGAAGUUCAGACCUGUGGUGAGGAGAGGCCUGGAUACUGGCUAAAUAUUGAAAAUGUAAAGCCAUCAGGUAAUGUCCUGCCAUGUAGCUCCAAUCUGCCCCAGGGCAGUGCUGAGCCACCUUGCAGUUCGGGAGACGUGUACACAACCUCUGUUUCCAAAAUAUCCAAGCCAUCGAUUUGGGGAACUCAAAGGUUUCUUAAGCCAGGAGCUGUUGGCAUCUUUCAGGGCAGGGAAAUUCCCAACACAGCCCAACAGGGCAUCUCUGAAGGUUCUGGUAGUGUGCUGGCUGCUUCUGCCACCUCAUUCACUCAUGUAGGUGAUAUUCAUGGAAAGGACUGGGCUGCCCUUCAGCAAAAGUGUCUCCUUGAACUCUCUCACUCUGUUUUGGAAGCUACAGGAAGGCCCCAGUCAACUUUCCCCUUCCUUGAGGAAGACUCUAGUUCCCUGGCUGAAGCUUCUGAUAGCGUAGAUACUCAGGUGCCAGUUGGCCCUGGGGUAUCUAGCAAUUUUGAUAUCAGUUACUUUCCAGUCCACUUAUCCAAAAGCAGGCAUUUGAGAGCAGAGAAAGAGCAGGAUAAUUUGAGUGCCAAAUUGGAAAGCACGUCCGAUUUCCUCAGCACUAGUGAGAAAGAGGUGAGUUUUAAUGGAGCGUAUUCAGCAGACCUGGAAUCGCUGACUUCUGGAUCUAUAAAUAUGCAGGCCUGUAUGUCAGGGAACAAGAUACCACAUUCCAUAACAGAAGCAUGUGAAAUCAAGCAGGACAACUUGGAAGAGUGCCUUCAGGGUAGCAGCAACCCUAGGCUGAUGACUUCCUCUAAGGAGUAUUUCUUCCAGAAGAAGGUUUAUCACAGUGUCACUAUAGCCACCAAAUCAGACCAUUGGCCCCAAGAGCAGGCUCCACUCAGGAAAAAUACUGCCAUUCAGCCAGGAGAAUCGGGCCACAACAGCCGUUACUCCCUACACGAAGGGAAAGCAACUUGCCAGGAAAGCUCCAAGGAAGUAGCUAGAAGACAUGUAGAUGCUUGUUUUACUUUUCCAUCAAGUCCAGAGUUAGACUUCCACUCUGCUUCCUGGAUUCCUUUCCCACAAUCCCUGCAGCCACCUCCCUUGGAAACAUUCUAUAUAACCCAAAGCAGGGAUGCCCUGACAGAAACUGCCUUAGAGAUUCCAGCUUGCAGAGAAGAAUGGGUGCCAUCCCCACCCCACAGGGAAGCCUGGGGCUUUGCUCACAACUGUCAGGUGUUUCCAAAAGCUCGUUUGAAGGAUAAUUUUCCAGUGUUGUCACAAAGCCAGAAUUCCAAGAUUGCCUCAUCUCAGCAGGUGACAACAAAGAGGCCAACUGACCUCAACACUGGGGUAGUUACCGAAGAAUUGGAAAAAUGCCCUAGAAAUAUUAAAGAGGAAGAAAACCAUGAUUCUGUUUACUGUUUUGUUGCUCAUAACAGAUAUCAUUUCCCUUCUACCAGCCUAAAAGGCCAUGAAUUUGAAAAUCAAGUUGGAAUUUCAAAUAAAAAGUACAAUCUUCCAGUACAAAAGGAAGGAGAACAGGCCACAGCCCAAUCUCAUUGCAAUGGUGCCUUUGACAGCUGUGAAUCUGAAAAGACUUUCCUUUUCAUUUGUGAUUCUGAGGCAUGUGGGGAAGAACAGAAUGUGUUCCUGCCACAGAUAAAGGCCUAUGGUAUACACAGUCAGAUUUCUCAUGGAGCCAGGUCUGGUUUCAUCAGUAAAACCACCAGUUUAAACGGCCUGGAAAAGGACAUACCAGGGGAGGCUGCUGUUUCUUUAAAGUCCAGAUCAGUCCACCAUCAAGUAAGCAGCCCUGUGACUAUGGAAGCAGAUGAGAGUCCAUCCCACAAGUGGGAAGAGGGGAAUGAAACUGGGCUUCUCAAGGAAAUUGUUCUUUCCAAAGAUAGGCCAGAAGAGUUCAAUCUUCCAGGGACUAUGUCUGCCUAUGAAAGAUUCCAUCCAGUUACAUGCUCUCAGGAAAGAAAUCCAGGUGUAUUCAAGGUCCAUGUAUGGUCACAAGAAAUGAUAAACUCCAAAGAAGAACCUUUAGGAGAGAAACAGAACAAAAGAGUUAAUAAUGCUGAGGAAAUGGCUAGGCUCAUUAAGAGUGUAAUGCAGCUAGAAAAUGACAUCUUAGAAAUUGAAUCCAAGCAAAACAAGCAGCUUCAUACUUCCCACAUACCGGGAGUCAGUAAGGAGUUUGUGUUUCAGGACCUGCAGGACCAGGAGAGGGCUGACCAUGUCCUGAUGCCAGGCAGCUCCAGAAACCAUUUGGCCUUUGGGGAUCAGCCAUCUUUUCCAAGACAGAUGGAUGAUGGUAUCUUUAGUGAUAGUGAAGCUGAGGAAGUGGAGGGAAACAGUACCACUAGUAAUGAUACCGAAGUCAAGAAAAUCAUACAAAACCCCUUCAGGUCAAGGGAAUGUGCACAAAAUAAGCCAUCUAUGAGCAAGCACUCCCAUCCACCUGGAGUGCACAGACCUGCUAGAGGCACAUGUGAUUCUUUAGGGAAGCAGACAGCUCUCAGAGAGUCUGCCAAAAAGUUCCUUCACCCAAGGAGAAUGGAAGCAUUGGCUAGAGCUCUGCCAUUGCAGCCCAGGGUAGAGAGAACUUCUGAGGAAGAUGGUGAACUGUUAAAAAUAUCAGCAAAUCCCAAGGAGCAGACUUGGGCUUUGGAAAGUCUUGAGGAACCAAAGACUGUAAAAAGUUUUCAGGAAAGUGAAAUUGCCGAAAAUUCAAGUAGUUCAGAGUCAGAGGAUGCAAAACCUCAAGGCAGGGUUGAAGAAACAACUGUGGAAAGGGAAGGGAACCUACAGGAAGAAAAAAGUAUGGUCUCAUCAACCCAGAAACUUCCCAGUCCAAGCCAGCACUACAAGGGCACAUUUUUCAUGCAGGAGACCGUUUCCCCAUUCCUAAACCAGACAGGCUUCUCUACAGCUCCUCAUCAUCAAGAACUGAGUAGUUCCUUGCCCUUGCAUUCUCCAAGGCCACCAAGAAGCUCUGUGAGCAUCUCUGAUACUAAAGGCAUGUCUUCAUUUGAGCACAUGCUAGAUCCCACAUUAUUGAAAACUUGCAAAAGUCCUUUGGCAACUGAAUUAGGGCAUCAGGACCAGAGUAGGAAGACCAGAAGCAGUAACUCCCAUGGAAAUGCUAGUGAGGAUACCUCUAUGACUCAUGCUGCCUGGUAUAGAUCUGUGAUACCCAUGAUCGUGGGAUCUGAUGGUCAGUCUGUUACAUCAGGGAGCAUUCUACUGAAGACAGAGGACUGGCUAACAGCAAGCACCAACCCCCAAGACCAAAGAAGGGACCCCAGAGUCACUUCAAUAAGCUUGACUACCCAGGAAAGCUUAGAUUCUGAAGCUGAGGCAACUGUACAAAAAGAAAUAAGAGCUGGUUCCUUGAACAGGAUCUCAAGGCAGACUGAAAAGAGGGUCAGCUUCCUCUUAGAAGAUGAUGAUGACCAGGGUGAGGAGGCAAGGCAGAAGGCAGAGAAAGAGCCUGAGGACCAACAACCUAUCAGCAGUGCUUGCUUAACACCUACAUCUCUACCAAGGGUGUCUGAUCCAGAGCCCAGGAUACCAGACUCUUCUGUCCAUGCAUCCAUAUGUCUGGCUAUCUUGGAGGAGAUCAGACAGGCAAAAGCACAGAGGAGGCAGUUUUGUGACUUUAUACCUGGGGGGACAGCCCUUCCUUACUAUGAAACAUCACUAGAACAUGAAUAUGUUUCAAGGGCUGCUCGUGGGCCCCAAUGGCAAAUGGACAAGUUAGGGUCAGAUAGCACCAGAAAUGAGGGUGAAACACAAGGAUUGCAUGUAGCAUCUCCAUCUGCUGUGUCAGCAUACAUAUUGGCUGAUAAGAGGAAAAACCAAGCCAUACCCCUCUCUGCAAGCAGCUUUCAGCCUCUGCCCAAUCCUGAAACUGACAGAAAGCCACAGCAUCAUUCACUGGCUUCCUCUCACACUGACCCUGAUCUAGACCAAAGACCAUGUACUGGAGAACCAAGUCAUUUUCAGGGAGCAAAUGGAUGGUCUAGUUCUUCUGAAGUUGUGGGAAAAAAGAAAAAAACACCCAGAACCCUGUCCUCUGCUGAUCCUUUGGCCUCAGACAGAUUUCUUUCUUUACCAACUGAAGAGCACGACAAGAGGGUAGGAUCAAAGAAAGUGUUUACCUUAUCUUCUCAAGCUUCUUGUGAUGAUCCUGGCAGGAUUCUACAUGGGCGAGGUCAGUUAGCUACAUGGGAAACUGUAGAGAGAACCUCUGAUGGUCAGGACAACAGCCCAGGGCAUCAGGAACCUAAACAGCUAGACAGCACAUAUGGAGGAAGCUCAGGAAACAUCUUAGUGGCUGCACAGGAAGGAAAAACAGUUCAUUCUGUAUGUCAGUCUGUGAUCUUUAAUACUGACAAUUCUACAAGCCUUUCAGGGCCUAAGCAAGACCAUGUUCAAUGCUCUGAGGCUUCCACUGGCUUAGAAGAAGGGAGGGCAAGUCCAAAACAAUGCGCUAUUCAGCCUGGAGCUCUGAGAAAGGUUGAACUAGAAGCUCCUGCAUGGCAGCAUAUCAGGUGGGAAAAUGUUGAGUCUGGGCUGGCAGAAGCCUGUGGAACUGGCAACAAAAAUCCCAUACCAACCCCACUGCCAGAUCAAAGACUUAGCCUAUAUCCUAGUGGAGUUACAGAAGAGGCCCCAGGCCUAUGCCCAAAAGAGACUUUAGAUUGCCUUGACUUCUUAAGGAGCGCUGAAGGCAGCAAUCCACUUAGCUCAUCUAAAAGGGAGGAAGAGAACAGGACUAUUCCUUGUCCACAACUGUGUGAUUCUCAACCCACUGCUAUUAAUACCUGCUGCUCCCAUUCUUCCACUUGGCCAUGUUAUAGAGAUGGUGUUCUUAGGGGGGGGACUUUCAGGGCUGCUCCACAUUCUGCCUACUCACCCUCUGUAGUACCUUCUAGAAUCUGUGAAAUGAAUGAAAUACAAGAGAGCUUUUCUAAGGAAUCUCAUGUGCUUUUCACACAUGAGCUUGAGCAAAAAUACAUUACUGUAGAACUUGGACCUAUAGACUACAGCAGUCUUGAGCCAUCUGCUGUAGCUGCUGUCUCUUCUCUGGCUCAAGGCUGCUGCAGCUCUCUUUCCACCUCUGAUGUGAGGGCAAAUUCCAUCAGCCACUCACCUGGUGGUAGAAGCUCAAGGUCAGUAGCAGGUUCUGAGAAAAAGACUGCUGAGGAGAAAGCCAGCACUGCCUCUGAGGUAGUUUUUUCAACCAGUCCUACAGGGAUGUACUGCAAGUCACUGAGGACUUUGAAGGGUAUACCUACAGGUGAAAAUGGACAGGCAUCUCAAAACAAGCCAGAACCAACUGUAGGGACUCAUGGACCACAGACCCUAAAUUUAAGUGGAGGAUCUGUUGAGGGUGAGCUGGUGGUAAAGGCAUGGUACAGACAUUUAGAAAACACCAUCACAUGUCUUUCAGAAAAGACACAACCUUCCACUCAGGCCGGGGAUCACAGUUGCUUGGAUCCCCAAGCCAAGUUUGUAGCAAGGUUAAAAUAUACCUGCCACCCUCAGAUUGGCAGUUUAUGGGAGGAAGAAGAGCAACAGAGAGAUCAGGCUUCAGGGAGGCCUAAUGAAUGUCAUGCCCAAGGGAAGAAUCCUUUACCUUCUGGUGUAGGUAGCUUGGAUGACUGUCGGAUUAGAGAUGCUGAGCGAGAAGAGAUGGCUGUGACCAAGUCUCCCAUAUCCCAGACUGUCUUACAAGGCUUUGAAGACCCAGCUUCUCUGCCAUUGAAACAAACUGAAGUGCCACUGCCUGCUGCUCAGAGGCCUGCCCAACUCUUCUCUGGAAGGGAACAGUUGGCUCCCUACCACAGAUGCUCACUUCCUGUGAUUGCGAUCUUCUCUGGCUCCAAACAUGCCAGGUCCUCCCCUAGACCUCAGUUCUCAGCGAUCAGCUCAUCUCGCUCUCUUCAGGAGCUAAACUUGAGUGUACAGCCUCCUCCAACAGAUGAAGAUGCACAGUGGCCAAACAGAUUGUGGAGCCCAUGUCUCAGGGGCCACCAUUCCUCAGAAAAGUCAGUGGCAAGGAUAUCUUCAAAGACUGAGGAUUGCAGUCAGAAAGACUCAUCUAACUUGGACAAUAGCCCUGCUAACCAAAGACUCCUAAAACCUGUUACCCCUCCUUAUCCAACAUCUUCCACUGUCUCAUGCAUGCCAAUCCCUGAUUUCAUGACCAACUGGAUGCCUGGCACUUUGGAACAGGCCCAUCAAGGAAAUACAGAGAAACUGAGUGUCCAGGGUAGGCCAGGGAAUCAGCACUCUCAGGUGGACAAAGGAAUGCUACAAGUUGGUUCCAGUGACAUCAAUCCCUGCAUCUUACCCUGGUGUCCACAGGGGCCCAUGCAUAUUGGAUGGAAGCAAUAUGUGUUUGGAAGUGCAGUUGAUGUCACCUGUAGCCAGGAACCCCAUGGCUUGACCCAGUACUCUAGCAUGAACAAUGGUCUAGAAGAUAAGAAAUUCCCACCUCACCCCCAUCACAGCAUUUAUACCCAAACCCAGGACCUAUCAAGCAUACACAAUAGCAUUGAGAAUGCCCAAAGUUCAAAUGAGGGCCGGGAAGUAUGGAGUUCCUCAUUUGCUUCGGGAAAUCCCCAUGUCUUGACUGGCCCUGAAGGAGUUGACCCCAUUUCAGAUCCUGACAAGAGUCUCCCACUCAAAGAUCCUUCUGAUGAAGCAAGCUGUCUAAGGAGUGAGCUGCCUCUGGCUGGAGGCAGUUCUGCAGCUCUGGUGGAUGAGAUUGUACUGCUAUACCCAUCAGAGACAGGCUGCCCUGUGAGGCAGGCCAGGAUGAAUACCUUUGAGCAGGGCACACAGACCCUGGGCAGCAGACUCCACUGGAGUUGCACCAACAUCUCUGUUCAGACUGAUGCCAAUGCAAUGUCAGCUUCUGAGCUUGCCUCCUGGACCAGCAUGCACAACCUGUCUCUCCACCUCUCACAGCUCUUGCACAGAACCUCAGAGCUGCUUGGGAGUCUUUCCCAGCUGAAUGUGACCCAAAAGGAUCAAAACACCAAGAGUGACUCCCCAGAUGAGGCCCCACAAGUCCUUAUGAUGGAUGGUGCUACUCAGACUACUAUGGAUGAGGGCAUCCAGACUGACCUGGCCUUACCACCUCUGUCCCUCCAGGCUCCAGAAGUCAAUGUAAUCUUUGAAGUGUUAGACUCAGGAAUCAUGACCAUAGCUCAAGAAAUUGUGGAUGUCCCAAGAGAGAUAUUUCCAAAGAGAGAGGCAGAGAAAACAGUAGAGCCCCCAAAUCUUCGUGAAGAAAGCACCCACUGUAAGCAGCAGAGCCCUCCAAUACGCUCAUCACACUUGAGGUUUCAGAAAACCCCUCUUGGGCAGAAUCUCCCUUCUUUGAGCCUUCUAGCUUCCCCCAGUGCUUCCCUGCCUCCUAGCUCUCAGCCUGAAGAAUCUUGUGUGAUGGUCAAUGGUCCCAGCAUCCCUCAUUCCCCAGAGCCCUCCUUCAGUGCUUCAGAGUUCACCCAGGAGCCAAGUGUCCAGAAGAAGCUGGGCCCUGCAAGUGCUCUGCUGGUGGACAGGGCCUCCUCUCCAGUCCUCACAUUUAGUCCCAGCACCCAAGAACUGAGUAACCCCUUAACCUGUUUGACUCUCUCCCCUCCCUUGGCUUACCCCCUUGAAGGCUACCAGAAGCUUGACAUCUAUCCAGACCUUACUGUUGAUAACCCAAGACCUCCAGUGGCUAAUUUUCAAGCCACUGAUGAGUCAGAUGGUUCCCAGAAAGCCAAAUCUUUGGGUAGAGAAGACAAGAUCCCCUUAGAAAGGAUUUCUGAGGAGUUAUUUCUUGAUUUGAGCUCUCCGUGCAGCCCACAUCAGAGCUCUGGUCUCCAAGUUAGUUUCCUAGGGCAGCCCCCUCAGCAGCUUCUGCCCAAGAGCACCACCGGGGACCACGGCAGACUACGGCCACCACCACUAAGCCACAGGAGCCUGAGGUUGAAUGACAGCUUUGUGCCUGAGAAGGUGGCUUCCCUAGAGCAUCCAGUGAGCAGUAGGGGACCAAGUCAAUGGCAGGGCAGGCCAGCAAGUGGGACUGAGAGUUCAGCAUUUCUGGUGGAGCCACAAUCCACUCUGGACCUUUCUUCUUUGUGGAGCGAUCUCCAACCCCUUAGCCCUUGUCCUGUCUCUGUGGUGACUGAUACCACAGGGCUUCAAGGUUCUGCCUUAGACCCUCCUCAGGCCUGCCAACCUGUGGGGCUACUGUGCCCCAGUUCACAUGUAUGUGUGGUCCCCGAUUCUCAGUGUCACAGCAUGAGACACUUCCCAGUACAUAACCAAUUUAAUAAUUGGCGUGGAGUUCAGGAUCGUUCUUGUGGGGGACUGCAGAUCAGUGAAGAGCUAGGGGACAGCUCUGAUUCCAGUUCUGUAGACCAAACACAAAGACCCCCACAACCUUCUGAUAACCACAGCUGGGAUCCUGAGUGGUUCCAAAUGAAGCAGAUCCCCUUGCAAGUUGGGGUCCAGAACCCCUCACUGAGUAUGGAACUCUCAGAAGCAAAACUGCAUCGUGGCUUCGGGGAGACAGAUGCCCUGUUGCAGGUGCUGCAGAGCGGGACAGGGGAGGUGCUUGCUCCUGAAGAACCUGCAGUGUCCACCUGGCAGGAGCUCCAUGCUCGGCAGAAAAAAGCUAUAGAGACACUCAGGAGAGAGCAUGCUGAGCGAUUUCAGAAUUUUCACUGGACACGAAGCAUCAGUCCCCAGAAGCAAGUUGGCUUGCUGUCCAACAAGGACCUCCCCAGCAAACGCCGAGAAUACCUGCAGCAGCUGAGGAAGGAGGUUGUGGAGACCACUAGGAGUCCAGAGCCAGCAUCAAGGUCUGCUUACCUAUCCUCUGACAUUGAACUGAUGCUUAGAGACUAUGAGCGGGCCCGUGAGGAGGCCAAGGUGGAGAUUUCCCAGGCUCAGGACCGGCUAAGGAAGCAGACUGAACAAGAAAAGCUAAGAAUCCACCAGCAAAUCAUCUCACAGUUGCUGAGGGAAGAGGAAAAACUACAGACCCUGGCCAACUCCAGCUCCCUGUGCACCAGCUCCAAUGGAAGCCUCUCUUCUGGUGUCACCUCUGGUUACAACAGCAGCCCAGCCUUCUCAGCCCACCUCCAGUCCUCAGAGGGUGUGGAGGACUCUCAUGUGCCAGAUUCCCGAGACACUUGGAUAGGGGACUGGCGGGCCCGUUCCACAGUGAGGAAUAGUCAACUGUAUCUGACAGGGUCUACCUGGAGGAGCUUAGCCUACAGCUGCAGAGCCUCCAUGGGCAGUGGCUUCUGUUCUCCAUCCAGUCCCUCUAGCUUGGGCACCCGCUUUUCUUCUUCCUACCAGGAUUUGGCCAAGCAUAUCAUUGACACGUCAAUGGCUGAUGUAAUGGCUGCUUGUUCAGGUAAUCUACAUAACCUCUUCAGCCGCCAGGCAACAGCUGGCUGGAACUAUCAGGGUGAGGAGCAGGAGGUGCAGCUUUACUACAAGGAAUUCUCUUCUACUCGACACGGCUUCCUGGGUGCAGGUGUGGUUUCCCAACCACUCUCUCAUGUGUGGGCAGUCGUGAGUGACCCCACCCUGUGGCCUCUGUACCACAAGCCCAUCCAGACAGCAAGACUGCAUCAUCGGGUAACCAACAACAUCAGUCUGGUGUACUUGGUGUGUGAUACCACACUGUGUGCUUUGAAGCAGCUGCGAGAUUUCUGCUGUGUCUGCGUGGAAGCCAAAGAGGGGCACCUGUCUAUCAUGGCAGCACAGUCUGUAUAUGACACAUCCAUGCCAAGGCCCAGUAGAAAAAUGGUCCGAGGAGAGAUCCUUCCCAGUGCCUGGGUCCUGCAACCUGUCACCAUGGAGGGGAAAGAAAUCACCAGAGUCAUCUUCCUGGCCCAGGUAGAACUGGGUGCACCAGGCUUCCCUCCUCAUCUCCUAAGCUCCUUUAUCAAACAACAACCGCUGGUUGUGGCCAAGCUGGCUUCCUUCCUCGGAAGUUAGCAUUGGGCUGUAAAGAUCACCCUGCUGAGAUGUAGGCCCAGGACACCUGAGACUCUACAGCUCCUUCUGCAAGCUGAGGCAAGAAGAGCCUAGGCUACCUGUGGUGGCCAGUUAUACAGAUGGCCAAAUCAGGGUUACCAGAAAAACCUGGUCAGUACUUGGUCGCCUCUGAAGAGUGAGCAACCUGAACUCCUGACCCUGGCUGUCAGAGAACGAAACUCAACUCACCUUUGUUUCCUAUCUGUCUCUGGGACUCAGU
This is a messenger RNA of Nannospalax galili (Upper Galilee mountains blind mole rat), 14459 nucleotides long. It is a transcript of the gene Stard9, whose product is annotated as StAR related lipid transfer domain containing 9. The record is from RefSeq and is a predicted model, not a curated record. The coding region runs from base 119 to 14200 and encodes 4693 amino acids. NCBI's taxonomy places the organism in Eukaryota, Metazoa, Chordata, Mammalia, Rodentia, Spalacidae. Gene Ontology annotation, molecular function: microtubule motor activity; ATP binding; lipid binding. Gene Ontology annotation, biological process: microtubule-based movement; spindle assembly. The transcript has 33 exons. Gene Ontology annotation, cellular component: nucleus; cytoplasm; centriole.